Cynara cardunculus var. scolymus (artichoke) is the source of this 647-nucleotide messenger RNA. Its product is annotated as uclacyanin-3. Gene Ontology annotation, molecular function: electron transfer activity. NCBI's taxonomy places the organism in Eukaryota, Viridiplantae, Streptophyta, Magnoliopsida, Asterales, Asteraceae. The record is from RefSeq and is a predicted model, not a curated record. The coding region runs from base 36 to 542 and encodes 168 amino acids. The transcript has 2 exons. Gene Ontology annotation, cellular component: plasma membrane.
ACCAUGUUUCAUUGGUUCCAUCUAAACAAAGCUAAAUGGACAAGAGUGCAUCGUAUAACAUGUUAUUCUUCAUUGGUAUGAUGCUAAUGUUAUCGAAGCAAGGGUUGGCCGAGCAACACGUAGUUGGAGGGAAACAAGGGUGGGAUGAAUCCACGGAUUUUGACUCAUGGGCUUCGGGUCAAACAUUCAAGGUUGGCGAUACUCUAGUGUUCAAAUACAGUCCAAUGCAUAGUGUUGCGGAACUUGGCAGCGAGAGCAAAUACAACAAGUGCGACAUGGGAGCGGCUACAAAUUCUAUGAGCGAUGGCAACAGUGUGGUGAAGUUAACGAAGGCGGGUACUAGAUACUUUGCUUGUGGUACAGCCGGACAUUGUGAUCAGGGCAUGAAGGUGAAGAUCACUACGGUGUCGGCUUCUGGUUCACCAUCGUCAUCAUCAAAUGCCACACCGACUUCGAAUUCGAGUGGGACAUACGUUGCAGGAUGGUUUGUUUUGGGAGGUCUAGUUUUGGUGGUGAGGUCUUUGAUGCACGUCUCGUAUUAAAGAGAGAUGAUCAUCAAAAUCUAGUUUGUUUUUGCAACUUAAGUUUGAGUACCCUUUUUCAUGUGUUUGUUUGUUUGUUUGUUUUAAUUAAUUAGCUCUCUUCAA